This is a messenger RNA of Hipposideros armiger (great roundleaf bat), 3042 nucleotides long. It is a transcript of the gene CTNNBIP1, whose product is annotated as catenin beta interacting protein 1. NCBI's taxonomy places the organism in Eukaryota, Metazoa, Chordata, Mammalia, Chiroptera, Hipposideridae. The transcript has 5 exons. Gene Ontology annotation, biological process: negative regulation of Wnt signaling pathway. Gene Ontology annotation, cellular component: nucleus; beta-catenin destruction complex; cytosol. Bases 429 to 674 code for a protein of 81 amino acids. The record is from RefSeq and is a predicted model, not a curated record. Gene Ontology annotation, molecular function: beta-catenin binding.
GGCGUUGCCUUGGCCGCGCCUCCGCCACCCGCUCGGAGCCAGAUGCCGCCCCCUUCGCCGGUCCCUCCUCCGGCGGCCUGGCGCCUCCCUCCCUCCCCGCCGCGGUGACUCACGGAGCGGGAGGCGGAGGCUGAAGCGGCCGCUCCCGCUGCUGCUGCUUCUGCUGCUGCUGCUCCUGUUCCUGCUGCUGCUGCUGCCGUUGCUGCUGCCGCCGCCGCCGCCGUCGCGGCUGCUCAGGCUGAGGGCGCCCCGGAACAGGCCGCCGCGUGCUGCGCACGGACCCGCAGCCCCCGCCGGCCAGGCCGGGUCGGGCGGCCCAGGGCCGCACCUUCCUAUUUCUCCCCUGCCACAGCCUGCUCGUCCCAGUUGAGUACCUGUUUGCCUGAAGUUAAUUUCCAGAAGCAGGAGUCCCCAGAGCUGGCCAGGGGAUGAACCGCGAGGGGGCCCCCGGGAAGAGUCCGGAGGAGAUGUACAUCCAGCAGAAGGUCCGCGUGCUGCUCAUGCUGAGAAAGAUGGGGUCAAACCUAACGGCCAGCGAGGAGGAAUUCCUGCGCACCUACGCGGGGGUGGUCAGCAGCCAGCUGAGCCAGCUGCCACAGCACUCCAUCGACCAGGGUGCAGAGGAUGUGGUGAUGGCGUUUUCCAGAUCGGAGACGGAGGACCGGAGGCAGUAGCUGUGAACCCCUUGGAACACCCUGGAAGCUGGCAGAGGCCAAGAGAUCUGUGUGGACCUUGGCCGGCUGAGAGGCAGCAGGUCACCUUCCCCACCCCCGCCCCACUCUACCCCACCCCACCCAUGGCCACUCAGCGGGGCUGGCAUCGAGGGAGACACCAGUGGCGAAGUUAUGAUUGGCUUAAAGGGAUGGACUCAUGAUUGGCUGCAGGAAGAAACCUUUUUAUUUUUAAAUCUUGACCAAUGGAAACCUUUUAUUUUUAUUUCUGACUUAUUUUUUUUUAAAUUUGCAACUCGGGUAUAUGGCUUCCCAGGGAGCUCUCCGAGCUCUGGUGCUUUAUUUAGGUCACUUUUUAGGAAUGUGAAGAGGUCCGAUUGGCUGCUUAAACUGGAAAUGAAUUUUGAUUGGCUGACUAAUGGGAAACUUUUUUUUUUUUUCUUUGAUUGGCUGCAGGUGUUCUGCUGGGAGCAACAGCUUCUCUCUUUUGAAUGCUGAAAACAGGGUUUGGGACAUUGGUUGUUAUAUUUGACUUGAAAAAAAAAAGAAAGAAACCAAGUGCGCUUUGCAAUAUUUAUUACACAAAGAGCUUGCUGCUGUUUUCACGUGCUUUGUUUGUGUUUGCAUUUGAUUGGCUUUCGAUCCAUGUGUUUGGUUUCCCAUUUGCUCACCCCUGACACGCGUUGCCAUGGCCUCACCCCCACUCUGCUGUGCAGUCCCUCUGCAGCCCGGGGUCCACCUGGAAAAUGCAUUUGCUGUAAUGACCACACCUGGCUCCACCAGCAAAGGGACCUCAAGGACCCCAAGCAGGGUCCACAGCUGGAAAACGCAGUUCCCAAGGAGGUUUGUAUUGUCCUGAAGGAGCAGCCCAGAGCUUAGCCGUGACCAUUAGCCAGGAUUUAUGUGCCUCACUUCCAGGAAUUGGCAGCCAGCCAGCUUUCCUAGGUGAGAAUGGAAUUGCUCGACCGUGUCCGAGCCUCUCCGGCCUGCCUGUGCUGAGCAGAGGCGCUGCCCUGGGCGGCUCUGCCUUUUGCCAUUCCCUCCGUACCCCACUUCCUGAGGCCUCAUCUGGGGGCUCCUCCUGUAAAGGGCAGGAGCUGCUCCCAUUUGUGAGCGCCCACAGCGUAACCCAGGCCUUUGCCCUGGAGUUCAGAACCCACACAAUGGCCCCAGCUUGGAUCGCAAAGCCCAGGAGUUCUUUGGCUCCAAACACCCACCCCUGACCUCCGGCCAGGCUCCCGAGGUGUCUGCUGCAGGGACAGUAGGUCCUGGCCAGCUGGAGUUCCCUCACCCGAGGCCUGCCCCUCCCUCCGGGCCUUCUGAAGGGUCUCUCAAUGUCAGCCUGGAAGGGACAGUGGCAUUGUUUAUUUAUGAAGUGCUUCUCUGGGCAAGGCCCACCAGGCUGGUCCUCAACCCUGACCCCAGAAACACACUGCAGAACAGCGGUCUUUGAAUGGCUGUGGGUACCCCAAGUCUUCCCACCUGCCCUCCCCCGUCCCCUGGAGGCGGCCUGCCCUCUCCCUGCACCUCUCACAGGAGUGGAAUUUGGGUGGGGAUGGAGAAAGAAGCAGGCCUCUGGGAUGGGGACGGGGACGGGAAGCCACCACCCUCCCCCUGAGGUGGAAGACUGAGGCCCCCUUCUUGCCUGUUUACCCAGAGCCAGGAGAACUCUCAGAGCCAAAUUUCCCCCUUCUCAGGGCCUGGGGCUGUCGUGGAGCACAGGAGCUAAAUGCCAGCGUGUCCUAGGCCUGAGCCCUGGCGAGCCCUACGGUUGGUGGGUGCUUCACGGUGCUGAGCCUUGCCCCAGGAGGACUCGCGUGUCGUGGCCUGGACACCGUGUCCUCCACACACGGGGCCUGGCCCUGGUCAGUUGACCGUUAACUGUAAAGGGUGUUGAUCCCCAGGAGAUGGGGACUGUGGGGACCCCAGCAGGGGCCCAAGAGCAUCUUCCUUCUGGGAGGCAGUGCGUGUGUGCACGUGCAUGUGUGAGCGCACACACACAUACACACUCACAUGCACACACUCAGCUCAGUGGCCUGCAGCUCCAGCUGAGCCCCUGGGGAAAGGUGAGUUUUUUCAGCCCUUCUCUCCGCCAGGUCAUAAUACCUGUUAUCAGGUGUGGAUGCCAGGGUUGCUGGCUGCCCCCUCUUUGUACCUGUAGCUUUUAUACAGGGUCUGUGUCAUGGCCCAUGGUGUGUUUUCUGCCCCAGCCUGUCCUGGUCAAGGUCAUGGGCCUUCCUCUUGUAACAGUGACAGCCCUGAUCUGUCUCAUCUUCUGAAGAAAAGUGAAAGUGUUGCUGCGGCUUCUUAUUUCAACUAAAAAUAUAUAUGUUGGAGAGAAAAAUGACAAUAAAGAUUUUUAAUAGCUUGG